Molecule: messenger RNA, 1350 nt
Organism: Mya arenaria
Lineage: Eukaryota; Metazoa; Mollusca; Bivalvia; Myida; Myidae
Exons: 2
Coding region: 1-1350 (449 amino acids)
Source: RefSeq, a predicted model, not a curated record
AUGCCUGUGACAUCCUUCAGAAAGCUGUUUCUGCUCGUCCGGUCCAGCCAACAACGCUUCCUCAGCUCAGAACAGCGCUUCAGGAGGAAUGGGCCAGACUCCCUCAGAAACAGCCCCGGAGGCUUAUCAGCAACAUGCGGAGGCGAUGUCAAGCUGUUAUUGACGCUCGUGGACAUCACACACGCUACUAACAUUGUCAUUGCUCAUCACCUUUCACCCCCCCCUCCAAACCAGUCACUACUCAUCACCUUUCACCCUUCCCCCCAAACCAGUCAAUGCUCAUCACCUUCCACCCUCCCCUCCACACCAGUCACUACUCAUCUCCUUUCAACCUCCCCUCCAAACCAGUCAUUAAUCAUCAACUUUCACCCUUCCCUCCAAACCAGUCACUUCUCAUCACCUUUCACCCUCCCCCCCCCAACCAGUCACUACUCAUCACCAUUGCCCAUCUCAUUUCACCCUCUCCUUCAAAUCAGUCACAACUCAUCACCUUUCACCUUCCCCUUCAGAAUAGUCACUUCUCAUAGCCUUUUACCCUCCCCUCCAAACCAGUGUUUACUCAUUACCUUUCACUCUCUCCUUCAAACCAGUCACUUCUCAACUCGUUUCACCCUCCCCUCCAAACCAGUCAUUAAUCAUCAACUUUCACCCUUCCCUCCAAACCAGUCAUUACUCAUCUCCUUUCACCCUCCCUUCCAAACCAGUCACUUCUCAUCACCUUUCACCCUCCCCCCCAAACCAGUCACUACUCAUCACCUUUCACCCUCCCCUCCAAACCAGCCACUACUCAUCACCUUUCACCCUCCCCUUCAAACCAGUCAUUACUCAUCACCUUUUACCCUCCCUUCCAAACCAGUCAUUACUCAUCACCUUUCACCCUCCCCUCCAAACCAGCCACUACUCAUCACCUUUCACCCUCCCCUCCAAACCAGCCACUACUCAUCACCUUUCACCCUCUCCUCCAAACCAGUCAUUACUCAUCAACUUUCACCCUCCCCUCCAAACCAGUCAUUACUCAUCACCUUUGACCCUCCCUUCCAAACCAGUCACUUCUCAUCACCUUUCACCCUCCCCUCCAAACCAGUCACUUCUCAUCACCUUUCACCCUCUCCUCCAAACCAGCCACUACUCAUCAUCUUUCACCCUCCCCUCCAAACCAGUCACUACUCAUCUCCUUUCACCCUCCCCUCCAAACCAGUCACUACUCAUCUCCUUUCACCCUCCCCUCCAAACCAGUCAUUACUCAUCUCCUUUCACCCUCUCCUCCAAAGCAGUCACUACUCAUCUCCUUUCACCCUCUCCUCCAAACCAGUCACUUCUCAUCACCUUUCACCCUCCCCUAUUAACUAG